Molecule: messenger RNA, 2405 nt
Organism: Cottoperca gobio
Lineage: Eukaryota; Metazoa; Chordata; Actinopteri; Perciformes; Bovichtidae
Gene: poglut1
Product: protein O-glucosyltransferase 1
Exons: 11
Coding region: 287-1237 (316 amino acids)
Biological process (GO): protein O-linked glycosylation; positive regulation of Notch signaling pathway
Cellular component (GO): endomembrane system
Molecular function (GO): UDP-xylosyltransferase activity; UDP-glucosyltransferase activity
Source: RefSeq, a predicted model, not a curated record
CGAAGUAACAGAUCCCAGAUCCCCGCUUUGUCCCUCGUCUUCAGACGUAGCUGGAGGAUAGAGAGAAAAAUGGAGCGCUUUUGGCUGUGGAGGAUUUUAAUACUGUUGCAAGUUUGUGUUUUGUGUUUGGUUCCCUGCGUCAGGCCAACAGUGGAAAACAAUCAGAGAGAAGAUUACUGAUGCUGUGAAAGGCCACACGCCGUGCGACCCUAUCAACUGCAGCUGCCAUCUAAGUGUCCUGCAAGAUGACUUGCGGCCCUUUGAAAGGAGAAUAUCUGAGGAUGUCAUGGCUGCGACCGUUCAGAGAGGGGUGGGCACCCACUACCAGAUCAUCGGACACAAGCUGUACAGAGAACACAACUGCAUGUUUCCUGCCAGGUGCAGUGGGGUGGAGCAUUUCAUCCUGGAGGUGAUUGACAGGUUACCUGAUUUAGAGAUGGUGGUGAAUGUCCGGGAUUACCCUCAAGUCCCCACGUGGGUGCAGCCAACCCUGCCUGUCUUCUCUUUCAGUAAGACUGCAGAUUACCAGGACAUCAUGUACCCUGCAUGGACGUUUUGGGAGGGAGGGCCGGCUGUGUGGCCCAUAUACCCCACUGGACUGGGACGAUGGGAUCUGAUGAUGGACGACCUUAAAAAGUCUGCAGCUCAGUGGCCGUGGAAGAACAAAGAAUCCAAAGGAUUCUUCAGAGGCUCCAGAACCAGUCCAGAGCGCGACCCUCUGAUUCUUCUGUCCAGAGAAGCUCCAGAGCUGGUGGAUGCAGAGUACACAAAGAACCAGGCCUGGAAGUCUGAGAGGGACACACUGGGGAGACCCCCGGCCAAAGAAAUCCCACUGGUCGAUCACUGCAAAUACAAAUAUUUAUUCAACUUCCGCGGUGUGGCCGCCAGCUUCCGCUUCAAACAUCUCUUCCUCUGUGGUUCCCUGGUGUUUCAUGUGGGGGAUGAAUGGCAGGAGUUUUUCUACCCUCAGCUCCAGCCCUGGGUCCACUACAUCCCCGUCCUGCAGGAUCUGUCUGAUGUCAGGGAGCUGCUACAGUUUGUCAAAGAGAACGAUGACAUUGCACAGGAGAUAGCCACAAGGGGUAAGGAAUUCAUCCUCGACCACCUGCGGAUGCAAGAUGUCUCCUGCUACUGGGAGAGACUCCUCACUGAGUUUAGCCGUCUUCUCGCCUACGAACCCCAAAGAAAGAGCAACUACAACCAGAUUGUCCACAGACCCGGCAGGACGGAGCUAUAAGAGUGAGCCUCUGCAGGACCAGGGCAGCUGCAGUGAAGGGAAACUCUAGAUAAGGAAUGUAAUCUCCGCACCACAACUUAAUGAUUUCCUCACAAGCAACGUUACAUGAUGAUGAUGUUGGCGUUACAUUUUUGUCAAAAUCGCACCUAAAUGUAGCUAGUCGAAGGCUUUGUCCUGAUACUUUUAACAUGAGUUCUAUUGAAUGCAGUAUUUAGUUAAAUGUGGAGCACAGUUGGACCAUGAGUGACUGAUACAGGGCACAAAGCUUAGUAUUUAGUUUAGAGUGUUGACUGUGGAUGCUGCCAUACCUUCAGCUGCCACUAGGGGCAUGCAUGCCAAUUCUGAGUAAUUGAUCACUUCUAUCACCUCUAAAAAGAACUCCUUUGUUUGGCUGCUGUCUGUAGUCUCCACCAGCAAAGUAACAUUAUGUGAUGUGUUAUUAGACUUUUUUUAUUCAUUAAAGGGACACUACUAAAUUGCAGAAGUGACCCUUUAACAUGCAGUUUACUUUGUAACAUUUAUCACAUCUGGGCUUCAGACAGAUUUCCAUGAAAAUCCGACCACUUGCUGAAAGAUGCUGAAAAAUGUCACUUUGAUUUAAUUUGAAUUACUUUUAUAAGCUGAGCGUCCACUCGGUUAUCUUGAUUCCACUGAGUGGAACAAGAUCAGUGUCUUGCUCAAGUUGAAUCAGAAUCGAACCCGUGGACUUUCUGACCUUUGUGCUCCUGCAGAUCACUCGCCAAAAUCUAAUGAAAAUAUUGCACAUCCAGCUGUGGAGCACCUAAAACUCUUAACUUUAAAUACUUGAAUGUGUGACUUUCCACUGCUGCUCAAAUAUCCACGAAGGAUGUACCAAUAAUAAUACUAGUUACGGAUGCCAUGCUGUUACAUAGUUAAUGCAGUCAAUUAUUUGAAGGUUUUCCUCCAAAGUAAAACGUUGUAACAUGCACCACAUGGAACGAUUAUUUGUUUUUACCUAAUGUGGCCUUUUUGUACGUCGAAAGUUCGAUUUAAUAUAAAAUGAAAAUAUGGCAAUAAGUGACUUGGCUUCCAUGUUAAGUGCAUGUGUUGUUGAUGGGGAGUCUCACACAGGUGCUUUGCAUCACUCCCCUCUACUGGACAACUGAGGGAACUGCAGCAGUCCUUUACCAAGUGUCAUUGCAACAUA